This is a messenger RNA of Ambispora gerdemannii, 423 nucleotides long. The record is from the annotation of a GenBank genome assembly. Lineage: Eukaryota; Fungi; Glomeromycota; Glomeromycetes; Archaeosporales; Ambisporaceae.
AUGACGACAUCAUCUAAAGACGAUGCACAAUGUCCUGCUCGUAGAUCUGCGACAAAUAAUCCUAAUUACUACAGUAGUUCUCCGCAAUAUUAUCGCAAACCCACUGCAUCUCAUUAUGAAGAUGGAAAGAGAACGCGUCGAAAUGCUGCUCCGAACUCAGGAUCGACCAUCAAUCAUAAUCAGCCUUCAUCGACGUUUGUGAGACGUAAAUUCCUUGAAAAUAUGUUCCCGCCACCACCAAAAUGUAAAGAUGAGUGUGUUAUUUGCGCUUAUUCUCAAUAUCCACCAUCAUGUCCUAAAUGCUAUCCAGCUUAUUAUCCUCCGCCUUGUUCUUGCUAUCAAGAGGAAUAUAAUGAUGUUCCCGCUUACCCACCUUAUCCACCGCCAUGUCCUUGCCCUGAAUGUUAUCCAUAUGACAACUAA